AUGCCUAGAGUGGACAUCCCUCCUAACCACCCAUUCAGGACGGGAGCCUUCGCCAAAGAACAGAGGGGGAAACAAAGGGAGCAAGCCGAGACGUGCUCUGGCUGGACAUUCAGUGCGGGCGAAUACAACGACGAAUUGUCCAACGAGCGCCUCAAGAUCAACAAAAAGGAGGCUGAGGCCGAUCUGAACACCAUACUCGCAACAGCGUCGAAAAAGCCCGGACCGCGGAGUCAGUUAAACACACCGCCUAGAACGCCUCUUGAGAUCACAGAGCCCAGAGAUACUCCUCCAGAUUGGAGUCCGCCACCAGAUCUGCCGGUGAUUGAGUCAUUCGUUCGGGGCGAGUUUGAUCACAAGAGGAUAUUUCCGUAUGGGAGGCAUCCCGAACCGAAAUCGGUUUUCCCGGUCCGGAAACCAACCAAAAGCCAGAUAUCCCGAGAACAAGGACUUCUGUUUCAAGCACUUGGUCCCCCGGCUGCUCGUCCAUUGAACCUGGAGGCAGUGGAAGGUCGGUUGCGGGGCCUCCCAUACCCGUUGAACAACUUUGUUUUCGUCAAAGAGAACGUCAAAUCGUUGUUCGAUAAAGUCCUCGAUGAGUUCAACAGCAACCCAGGCCCAAUCGACAAGUUGCUUGACAAAUGCCAAGAACUCGCCAGAGCCAUCAUCGACGAGGUCCGGCUUGUGGACGAGGAUUACGUUGUGGUACAUCGGUGGGUGGAGGCCUGUGUUGAAUUGCAUAUGCACGGACCGGAGUCCUCUGCCCGUGCCAUUUUGAUAGCCAGAACGACCCGGGAAGAGCUGAAAGAGGCGUACGACGUGGCCAUGAUGGGUAUCGUCAUCGAGGGUAGGAAGGGUGUUGGUAAGGUCGCCAAAAGACCAUGUGCGCACCCCCGAUACCGUAGAGCGUUGGCGAUGGCGAGGGCGGCCAAGAGGGAGGAGGAGAUGUACCAGGCGACGCCCGUAUCAGCAUCGUUGCCGGAGCUGGCGUGA
Molecule: messenger RNA, 990 nt
Organism: Exophiala xenobiotica
Lineage: Eukaryota; Fungi; Ascomycota; Eurotiomycetes; Chaetothyriales; Herpotrichiellaceae
Exons: 1
Coding region: 1-990 (329 amino acids)
Source: RefSeq, a predicted model, not a curated record